AUGGCGUCCAGAUUAGAUCGCCUCGUCACCAUCCUGGAGACAGGCAGUACCAGGCUAAUUCGCGAUACUGCCGUCAACCAGCUGGCGGACUGGCAAAAACAGCACCCCGAUGAACUGUUUAAUCUACUCUCCCGCGUUGUCCCCUACCUGCACCACAAGGACUGGGAAACCAGAUCCACUGCCGCAAAGGCAAUUGGCAAAAUUGUAGAGAAUGCGCCCCUCUACGACCCUAAUGAAGACGAUGGCGACAAUGUCGCACACAAUCCCAAAAAGGAAGAACCCACUUCCACCGAAAAUGGUCAUGUGAAAAAGGAACAAGACGACGACAACACCGCAGGCAUCGCCAACAUCGACCUCAAAUCCGACGACCUCUUCAGCCUCGACGCCAUCAAUGUCGACUCCAUUCUCAAGUACGGUCGUGAACUGUUGCGCGGUGGUGGCCUCGAAUACAACCUGGCCGCGCUGGAUCCCGCCGAUCGUCUGGCGCAUCAGAGAAAGACGCUUCCUGGCCGCCUCGGCUUGCUUGGCCGCAAGGUCGAAGAUGAAGAACUCGCUCCUCCGGAACCUGUGGGCGUGCCCCCGACACCAAUCGAGGGCCCCAGCAAUGGUGGCCUUCCCAGGAGCGACAGUAUCACCCAGAGCCAGGCCGAGGACUCUCAGCUUAGCUCCAGACAGCUGAAUGUUCUCAAACGCAAGCGGAAGAGGGAGGCCAUGCGGGCUUCUCAGGGAAAGAGUGGCUUCGGCGACCUCUCUCUGCGACGUUCUACGACAGCCGGCUCCGAGGCUAUGGCUGACGACACAACCAUGGCUGAUGCGGAUUCGAAAAAGAACGGCAAGAUGAAUGAAUACUUCAACCUUGAUCGUCCCGCUGAAACCGACGAGGAAACAAAGGUCGUCAGCGAAUUCAAGGGUCCGAUCCUCCCCAUUAAAUCAGAAAUUGAAACCGACGACGACAUGGAAGGUGCCGAAUGGCCCUACGACCGCCUAUGUGACUUCCUUAAAGUCGACAUUUUUGACCCCUCCUGGGAGACGCGUCACGGAGCUGCCAUGGCUCUGCGAGAGGUGAUACGCGUUCACGGCGGCGGCGCUGGCAGGGGUCCUGCUAAAUCUAGAGCCGAAAAUGAUGCCGCCAACAAGAAAUGGCUUGACGAUUUGGCCUGCCGCCUUUGCUUCGUCCUGAUGCUCGACCGUUUUACAGACUACAGCUCCGACACAUCUGUCGCGCCCAUCCGUGAAACCAUUGGUCAGACCCUUGGUUCUGUUCUCAAGCAUGUCCCUGCUGAAUCUGUCUACGACACGUAUCGCAUCCUGCAUCGCAUGGUACUUCAGGCAGGCCUCAGGAUGGAGCGACCCGUCUGGGCUGUUUGCCACGGUGGCAUGGUCGGUCUUCGAUACGUCGUCGCAGUGAGGAAGGACAUGCUGCUGCAGCACAACGAUAUGAUUGAUGGCGUUAUUGCCGCCGUCAUGAAGGGGCUUGGCGACAGUGACGAUGAUGUCCGCUCUGUUAGUGCUGCGACUUUAAUACCCAUGGCAAAGGAAUUCGUCAUGAUGCGCCCCGCUGCGCUCGAUGGCCUCACAAAUAUUGUCUGGGAGAGUCUCUCGAACCUGGGCGACGAUCUCAGCGCCAGUACCGGACGCAUCAUGGACCUUUUGGCAACGCUUUGCGGCUUCCCAGAGGUCUUAGAAGCAAUGAAGGCCUCCGCCGACAAGGACGAGGAGCGCUCAUUCACUUUGCUUGUCCCUCGUCUCUACCCAUUCCUACGUCACACCAUCAGCUCAGUUCGCCUUGCUGUUCUCAAGGCUCUAUUGACAUUUGCCAACCUCGCCGAUGAAUCUUGUCAAGGCUGGCUGAAUGGCAAGAUUUUACGACUCAUCUUUCAGAAUAUCCUCGUGGAGCGGGAUAGAGAAACUCUUAAUAUGUCACUGGAGCUCUGGACCGCCCUCGUACAAAAUUUGGCAAAGAAUCCCGAUGCUUUAGCUGACGAAUUCGCUCCCAACAUUGAUGCCCUCAUGGAGCUGACGUUGCACCCAAUUGGUGUCUCUCGAUACCCCAUUCCUAUGAAUGCCACGCUUUUUCAGAAGCCCUCCGGCGGCACCUACUCUAUGCCUGCCACAGCCCAGAACGCAGCUGGCAGGCUACCGUCGCCAGAAGUGAGCGACCGUGCCCCCAAGCGCCGUCGAAAGUCAGCCAAGGCAGAGGAGUCGGCACCGGUCAACGUUGGCCACGACGUCGACGGCCACAUGAUGACUGGUGAUGUUGAUCUUGUUGGUAUGGAUGUUCUCAUCCGGUCAAGAACUUCGGCAGCCAAGGCUAUGGGCCUGAUCAUGUCCCACGUGCCAUCUGCCAAGCUGGACGACUUUGAUGCCAUUCUCGUACCCGGUCUUUCAUCCGCUUUUGCAUCCACUCAGGUCACAGCAUGUCUUGUGAUUGAUGAGUACUGCAAGGCGUGCAAGGCUGAGGAACAUAUGAAGACUCGAUAUGCCGACCAUCUUCAGCGCAUUCUUGAAAGUGACAGGCCGACCUUCUACCGCGAUCUCGUCAUUUACAUGCAGCGCGUUCGUUCCCAAUGCCAGCAACUUCUACACAUGUUCAGAGAUCAUGGCAAAGUGUCCCCAGGAAAGCUCCCCGUCCUGCCCGUCGUUGUACAGGGUGAAGCGGAAGCAGGCCCUAGUGCUUUCUCUCUCCCGACGGCAGACAAAUGCGUCGCCGAAGAUUAUGACAGACUGAAGAAGAUCAUGCCACCUGGCCAGCGUCUUAUUGCGAACCAGCAGCUUGCCGACUCGCGCGACGUUGCGCAAACCGCUAUUCAAGAAGCUAAGACGCUGAAGGACGGCCGCGAUACCCGAAUCAAGGCGGCUGCGGCGUGCGCACUGGUUGCAAUGAAACAGCUGCCGAAGAAGCCCAGUCCGCUCAUCAAGGGCAUCAUGGAUUCUGUCAAGACAGAAGAGAAUCAAAUACUGCAAUCUCGCGCUUCCGACACCAUUGCCCGACUCGUUCAGCUCUUCGCUGAGAAGGGUCGACGGGGCCCUGCCGACAAGGUCGUCGCUAACCUUGUUAAGUUCUCCUGUGUUGAAGUGGCCGAGACUCCAGAGUUCCCCGUUCACGCAGAAAAGAAGGACUUUAUUCUGUCGAUGCAAAAGGAAGAAGACAGGGUUGAUCAUGCCGACGCCGCCAAAUGGGCAAGAGAGGCCAAGGCUGCUCGUGUCACAAGGAGGGGUGCAAAGGAGGCGCUGGAAAUCCUAGCCCGCAUCUACGGCGCCGCUAUCUUCGAGACUGUUCCUAGCCUACGCAACUACAUGGAACAACCUCUCGUCAAGGCAUUUUCCGGUGAACUCCCGGACGCCGCCAAGGACCCCGAAGAUACUUUUGGCCAGGAGAUUGUCGAUGCCCUAUCAGUGAUCCGCACCAUGGCGCCAACUCUCCACAAGGACCUCCACGCCUUUAUUCUGGAGAUGAUGCCGCUUGUCAUCAAAGCGCUACACUCGGAGCUUUCUGUUUUCCGCUACAUGGCAGCUAAGUGCAUGGCUACCAUCUGCAGUGUUAUGACGGUGGAAGGCAUGACAUCGCUAGUCGAAAAAGUUCUUCCUUCAAUCAACAACCCACUUGAUCUGCACUUCCGACAAGGCGCCAUUGAAGCAAUCUACCACCUCAUUGCUGUCAUGGGUGAUUCUAUUCUGCCUUACGUCAUCUUCCUCAUUGUACCUGUCCUUGGCCGAAUGAGUGACUCGGAUAAUGAGAUUCGCCUCCUCGCGACUACUUCCUUUGCUACUCUUGUCAAGCUGGUCCCGCUCGAGGCUGGCAUUCCUGACCCGCCUGGUCUGUCCCAAGAACUCCUCAAGGGGCGUGACCGUGAGCGCACCUUCAUCGCUCAGCUUUUGGAUCCAAAGAAGGUUGAGCCCUUCGCUAUCCCUGUUGCCAUCAAGGCUGAGCUUCGAUCUUACCAGCAAGAGGGUGUCAAUUGGCUUCACUUUCUUAAUAAAUAUCAUCUUCAUGGCAUUCUGUGCGAUGACAUGGGUCUGGGCAAGACAUUGCAGACACUUUGCAUUGUUGCUAGCGAUCACCACCAGCGUCAGGAAGAGUUUGCAAAGACCCAGGCUCCAGACGUUCGUCGUCUGCCGUCCCUCAUUGUCUGUCCGCCCACGCUGUCUGGCCACUGGCAGCAGGAGAUCAAGACAUAUGCACCGUUCCUUAGUGUAACAGCAUAUGUUGGCCCCCCGGCCGAACGCAAGCUGCUGAAAAGCAAACUUGGAGAUACAGAUAUCGUCAUCACCUCUUACGAUGUUUGCCGUAACGACUCCGAGGUGUUGGAGAAACAUAGCUGGAAUUAUGUCGUUCUUGACGAAGGUCAUUUGAUCAAGAACCCCAAGGCUAAGAUUAGCCAGGCCGUCAAGAGACUUCCCAGCAACCACCGACUUAUUCUUACCGGAACACCGAUUCAGAACAACGUUUUAGAACUCUGGUCGCUCUUUGACUUCUUGAUGCCCGGCUUCCUCGGUACAGAAAGGGUCUUUCUGGAUCGAUUUGCUAAGCCAAUCGCGGCCAGUCGUUUCAGCAAGGCGUCUUCGAAAGAGCAGGAAGCUGGUGCGCUAGCCAUCGAGGCCUUGCACAAGCAAGUGCUUCCCUUCCUUCUACGUCGUCUGAAGGAGGAAGUUUUGAACGACCUGCCGCCCAAGAUUCUGCAAAAUUACUAUUGCGAUCCCAGCGACCUGCAGAGGAAGCUGUUUGAUGAUUUCAACAAGAAGCAAGGCAAGAAGCUGCAAGCAGAGGCUGGCCGAGAAGAUAAGGAAUCAAAGCAGCACAUUUUCCAGGCCCUGCAGUACAUGCGUAAGCUUUGCAAUUCGCCUGCCAUGGUAAUGAAGCCAGGCGUUCCGAUGUUUGACGAGACGCAAAAGAUUCUCUCUAAGCAGGGUACAUCAAUUGACGACGUUACGCACGCACCCAAGCUUGGCGCACUUCGCGACCUGCUAGUUGAUUGUGGCAUUGGUGGCGAUGAUGCAGACAGUAACGACCCUCUGUAUCAGCCAAUCAAGCCUCAUCGCGCUCUUAUCUUCUGUCAGAUGAAGGAGAUGCUCGACAUGGUACAAAACAAGGUUCUUAAGGAGCUUCUGCCCACUGUGUCGCAUCUACGCCUGGAUGGCUCAAUCGAGGCCAGCAAACGACAGGACAUUGUCAACAAAUUUAACAGUGAUCCUUCCUACGACGUCCUGCUCCUGACGACCAGUGUCGGUGGUCUCGGUCUCAACUUGACUGGUGCUGACACUGUCAUCUUUGUCGAGCACGACUGGAACCCGCAGAAGGAUCUACAGGCGAUGGAUCGCGCCCACAGAAUUGGUCAGAAAAAGGUCGUCAAUGUUUACCGCCUUAUCACUAGAGGCACGCUGGAAGAAAAGAUUCUGAACCUGCAGCGGUUCAAGAUUGACGUGGCGUCAACAGUCGUCAACCAACAAAAUGCAGGUCUAGGAACCAUGGACACGGACCAGAUCCUAGACCUAUUCAACGUGGGCGAUACAGGACCAAGCCUGAUAUCAGACAAGCCCCAGAAUAACUUGGAGGGCAGAGAGGAAGAUAUGGUGGAUAUUGAGACAGGUGAUGUACUACGGCAGCCAGGCAAGAAGGCCUGGCUGGACGACCUUGAGGACCUCUGGGACGACAAACAAUACGAAGAGAGCUUUGACCUGGACGGAUUUAUGAAGACAAUGUCAUGA
This is a messenger RNA of Akanthomyces muscarius, 5706 nucleotides long. RefSeq lists its product as uncharacterized. The coding region runs from base 1 to 5706 and encodes 1901 amino acids. The record is from RefSeq and is a predicted model, not a curated record. The transcript has a single exon. Gene Ontology annotation, molecular function: ATP binding; ATP-dependent chromatin remodeler activity; ATP hydrolysis activity. NCBI's taxonomy places the organism in Eukaryota, Fungi, Ascomycota, Sordariomycetes, Hypocreales, Cordycipitaceae.